Messenger RNA from Hippocampus comes (tiger tail seahorse), 5421 nucleotides. It is a transcript of the gene cnsta, whose product is annotated as consortin, connexin sorting protein a. The record is from RefSeq and is a predicted model, not a curated record. NCBI's taxonomy places the organism in Eukaryota, Metazoa, Chordata, Actinopteri, Syngnathiformes, Syngnathidae. Gene Ontology annotation, biological process: positive regulation of Golgi to plasma membrane protein transport. Gene Ontology annotation, cellular component: transport vesicle; trans-Golgi network; plasma membrane. The transcript has 18 exons. Bases 259 to 3663 code for a protein of 1134 amino acids. Gene Ontology annotation, molecular function: connexin binding.
GGUGGCUGAUAUCUGUCACUGCGACAACAUCAGCAAGGUGUCACUGACUUCAGAUCCAAGCUGUCACCUUUUCUUCAACCUUGCCAGCGAGAGGUGGCGUCCCCGUUGGAUUACCUGCCCAUCGACGAUGCGAAACCAGUGCUCCUUCAGAAGCUAACGAAAACGGCCAUUCUUCAUUUCUCUCUUGUGACUGGGUGGAGGGCUUGCUUGACUGGUGAGAGCAAGCUGAAAGGUCAAAGGUUGUGAGGGUGGAGCCUGAUGGAUCAUGGUGGUCAGUUGGACAAUGAGGGCGAUGAGGGCAAAGUAAUGUCACAAGUUGUGGUUGCUGAGGACGACUGUUGUGACAACAAACCCCACCCCGAACCUCACACUGCCCAACCUCAAAAUCUCAACGAGAUCAACCCAGCCACUCGGAUUGAACAGACGUCAGCUCUACAAAAUGAUUUCGGAGCUGGACUCCCCUUGAAAGCAUCUCUCAACAACAAUGGGGAGAACAAGGAGGAAUUGGAGAGACACAAAAGUGCAAGCAAUGAAGAAGAACAGGAUACUGAUGAGCUGAUGAAGGAUGAAGAGGAGGAAUCAGAGGCAUCAAGUUGCCAAAUGCACUGCCAGUUUCCAGAUACACCCAUGAGUGAUUCCUCCUAUUCAGAAACAGGAAGUCUGCUGGAGAAUCCUUUCAGUCCUGGGACGAGUCCAGAGCCUACAUCCCCUGUCCUCCAGGAAACAUCAUGUCCCAUCAGCCGGUUGGAACUGGGCCGGAGUGAAGUGGACUUUGGUGGGCUUGCGUCCAGCACACCAGGACAUGCCUUCAUCACAGGGCCCGUGCUGUCUUCUCAUCUAUCUUUAACUUCAGACACAGGCCUGAGUUGCACUGAUGGACCUGAACAUAUCUCAGCAACGACUGCCAGAAAUGCACACUCCACUUCAGAACCUCUUACCGCUUCCUCUCCCCCCUUUGAAGGGCUCGCAUGCCCUAGUCUAUCUGACCUUCACUUGGAGACGACAUCCGUCAUGAAGCCCAUUACUUCCGACGCAUAUAAUAGCCAAACAGCACAGCCCUUUGCCGCCCCUACAGGGCAUACAACGACUGGUGCGCACUCCACUUCUCAAAUGACACCUAUACACACAGAUCCGUAUACUUCCUCUUCAGUGCCCACCAUAAGGCCCAUCUCUACUCUGAUGGCUUCCCUGGAACAGUUGGCCAAGAGCGGAGAUGAUACUUGCCUUCCACAAGACCUUCAUCAGAUUGCCGAGGCCUCUGUCCAUCAUGAAGAUUACCAGUUGGCUUUAGAGUGCAUUCAACUGGAGAGGCUGUAUCACCAGAGAGUGUUGGACAACCUAAAUGCUCUCCAGAAACAGUGGGAAAGUCGGUGUACAAGAAGUUCGCCUAGCCUAGAAGCCCGACAUCUGGACACUCUCAGAGACAUCUGCCAGACACACACCCGACCAAACGCAUCAGAUGUAGCGUCUGCAUCUCUGGGCUUCUUAAGUCCCCUGCUUGAACAAGGAGAUGCAUUACCUCCAUCAGCCCGUCACGCUGAAGGGAGGAUGGAGAAUAGAGCCGAAGACUCCUCCUGUCCACAGACCGUCCAUCUACUCACACCCUCCAUUCAUCUGUCACAUGGACUCGAUUACCCCGACAAAAAGGAUAGGGAAUCCCCUGAAUGCAAUUUAGAAGGGACGGAUGGUUUCCAUGGGACUGAGCGGGCUGAGGAGGAGGCCAGUGGCAGAGAGCAAGGGGAGUGUCCGGAACACACCACUCCAGCCCUGAGAGAUGUGUUACACCCCUCUGAAGCUGGACAAAUGGAUCAGACCAAACCCGCAGAGCAGCAGGGUGGAGAUUUAGGUUCGACACAGGAAAAGGAGGUGAAUAGGGAAGGCGAGCGGAGCAAUGUAGGAGAGGCAGCAGAGCCGCUGAUGAUGGAAGAUGAGACUGAAGAAGAAGAGGGCGAGGGAGGGACGAAAGCAGUCAGUGGGUUAGAUGUGCAGGUGGAACAUCUGCACCAGGAAACUCAAGUGGCAGAAAAAGAAGAGAUUUGUCAAGAGAUCAAGGGAGGAAAUAAAAGCAGCCUGCAGAAGGAUGAUGAUGAUGCCCACCUUCCUCAAGAGGCUUUUCUGAAACACCCCAAGCGGGGCAGCGAGGAAGAGGAGGAGGAGGAGGACGAAUACGAGGCUGAGCGGGCUGAUUUCUUCCCAGAAGCGAUCACACUGGACGACAUGGCAAAACUCAUCACUGUCGAGGAGAUAUCUCCUGCCUCUGGCCUCAUCUCCAUCUUGAAGAAGAGGAAUAUGCCUACCGACAAUUUUAGUAUGUCUGCUAGUCCGGAGUCCAGGUCCAACAAACCCACGACCAAAAGACGGGUCCGCUUCAAAGUAGCAGAUGAUGGCUUUGAUAGUGAUGUUGGUGGCAGAGACUCCUGCCUGCUUAGCGGUGUGUAUAAAAGGGGGAGAAAACAUAUUCAAUUGUUGAUAUUUUUUGUUAGUUUUUUUGCUCAAGAGUUUGUAUAUAUGUGUUUACAGUCUGCAUCUCUGGGCUUCUUAAGUCCCCUGCUUGAACAAGGAGAUGCAUUACCUCCAUCAGCCCGUCACGCUGAAGGGAGGAUGGAGAAUAGAGCCGAAGACUCCUCCUGUCCACAGACCGUCCAUCUACUCACACCCUCCAUUCAUCUGUCACAUGGACUCGAUUACCCCGACAAAAAGGAUAGGGAAUCCCCUGAAUGCAAUUUAGAAGGGACGGAUGGUUUCCAUGGGACUGAGCGGGCUGAGGAGGAGGCCAGUGGCAGAGAGCAAGGGGAGUGUCCGGAACACACCACUCCAGCCCUGAGAGAUGUGUUACACCCCUCUGAAGCUGGACAAAUGGAUCAGACCAAACCCGCAGAGCAGCAGGGUGGAGAUUUAGGUUCGACACAGGAAAAGGAGGUGAAUAGGGAAGGCGAGCGGAGCAAUGUAGGAGAGGCAGCAGAGCCGCUGAUGAUGGAAGAUGAGACUGAAGAAGAAGAGGGCGAGGGAGGGACGAAAGCAGUCAGUGGGUUAGAUGUGCAGGUGGAACAUCUGCACCAGGAAACUCAAGUGGCAGAAAAAGAAGAGAUUUGUCAAGAGAUCAAGGGAGGAAAUAAAAGCAGCCUGCAGAAGGAUGAUGAUGAUGCCCACCUUCCUCAAGAGGCUUUUCUGAAACACCCCAAGCGGGGCAGCGAGGAAGAGGAGGAGGAGGAGGACGAAUACGAGGCUGAGCGGGCUGAUUUCUUCCCAGAAGCGAUCACACUGGACGACAUGGCAAAACUCAUCACUGUCGAGGAGAUAUCUCCUGCCUCUGGCCUCAUCUCCAUCUUGAAGAAGAGGAAUAUGCCUACCGACAAUUUUAGUAUGUCUGCUAGUCCGGAGUCCAGGUCCAACAAACCCACGACCAAAAGACGGGUCCGCUUCAAAGUAGCAGAUGAUGGCUUUGAUAGUGAUGUUGGUGGCAGAGACUCCUGCCUGCUACUCUUUCUGCUUUGUCUGGUUACUGUGGUGAUCAGCAUGGGCGGCACCACCCUUUACUGUGCUCUGGGUGACGUGCACUCCUCUGUAUGCCAGGACUUUUCCAGAAAUGUGGACUUUUACUUUGGACAGGUGCAACGCGCAGUAGCUCAGAUCCAUCAGUGGUUAGGCCCGAGUUCGACAUAACGGCUCGUCAAAAAAGGGACAGACAACAAUCUACUUCGUACAGGUCAGUGUCAUCCAGGAAAUGAGAGAAGUGGGGACAUGUCAGGACCCCCAGAGUUAAGAAAUCUACCAAGACUGGAUCCAUACUUCUCACUGGCCUCACUCAAGAUCACAGGAAUAACAACUGACACUGCAGUCAGGUGUUUUAAGGGGGAAAAAAAAAGGUUUUAACCGGAGGGCUCCAACGUGCUCUCUACACAUGCUGCACAAAUAACGGCCUCAUGGGCAUUUUGCAAACCGUUGCAACCUCCAGGGUUGCUUUUAUGAACUUGUAUUUUUUUUGUCUAAUCACAAAUGAAAAAAAAAAUCGUGCAUUGCUAAAAUCUUAAUCAUGUCUUAACACGCUGAAUGAAUGUUUUCAGUCAUAUGUAAGGCAUUUACGCAAUCUUCAAGUUUUCUUUUUAAUCGAAAUUGAGCUGUUGCCGGACCACAGACAAUUUACGGCAAAUGACACUGUUCUUCAGCUAUGCAUUGUUCGACCACUUGGCAGUGUGUUCCACUUGUACUUUUAUAAACUGAUCUAAAACUUACAGCUACAGGAAUGUUUAACAUGACUGGUACGAUUUGUUAUGUUGUUGUAAUAUUGCAAUAUUAUCCUCAGACUAGAGACCUCUUGCAACUAAUACUUAUUCAAUAUCUGUGUGAUGUUAUGUAGCAUUGUGUCUGCCCAGUUGGGUCUUUGCAUCUCAGGAUUUCUGGGGAGCAUCCUCAUUGUCGAGAGCCACUGCUGUUUUGUUUCCCCAAAUUUGAAAGUUUCUUUACCCUUUGGGUGGAGAGCUUUUCUUCAACAUUCAAUUUUGAUUAUUAAAGCGUUUCUGCAUCCGGUAUCUAUACAUGUCCUGUUGCAUGUUGUGUCGGAUGCCCGCAAACAGGCUGAAAAUAUAAAAUACUGUAAAGUUAUAGUUUUCACACAUCAGAGGCGCUUCCAUGCCGUGUCUUAUAUGCAUUAUGAAUCGUCUUAGAUUAAAGCAGUAUUAUCAAAAGUUCACAUCAUGAGGUAAAGCAUUGUAGAUUCCUUCUUGUUUUUAUUUGCACGAGUCGUCUGGCUGGCUCAGAUGACUCAGAAAAUGUUGUUUAAUUGUUUCUUAAUUUAUGACUCAACAGAUGCAAACAUUUUGAUCACUUUGAUCAUUUUCCUCACUUAAUUGUUGUUGCACAUUAGAGAAGCUUCUAAUCUUUCAUGAUGGCAUUACUCAUCGAGCUACUUUAUCUUGUAAUCAUUGCUUUUUAACAGCACGUGUAAUUUGUUUGUUUGUUUGUUUGUUUUUUACUUUUCUACCAGGCAGGUCACAUUAUUGUCACAUUAGAUAAUCAUGUUCGUCUUCUCUUAUGAGCAUAAAUGUACAAAAAGAGCAAAAUGGCAAUGUGUAUCAUUAAGUUCUGCGUGACACUCAUGAGCUGACGACAGCCAUGUUCACUUUGGUCUGAAAAUUUGUGGAUGUCCCACGUUAAAACGAAAAGAGACAGUCUCAAUAUGUUGAGAAUUUGUGUUGAAAGAAAUACAUUUAAAAAAGUCAUGUAACGGUAAAUGUCUUUGUUGCCUGCAGAUUUUAAUGUAAAACACGAUCUGAACUUUUCUAUUUUGUAUUUUCUUUUAAUGAAAUCUUAACAAAGCAUUGUUUCCAAUCAAAUCACUGAGGUUUGAGCUUGGGGAGAAAAAAAAAUCUUUGGUACCUGUUCAUGUCUAACCUGAAGUAAAGUCUGGGGUUGAAACAUGGA